Rhincodon typus (whale shark) is the source of this 1769-nucleotide messenger RNA. RefSeq names its product lamin tail domain-containing protein 1-like. The transcript has 8 exons. The record is from RefSeq and is a predicted model, not a curated record. The coding region runs from base 45 to 1214 and encodes 389 amino acids. Gene Ontology annotation, cellular component: nuclear envelope; cytoplasm. NCBI's taxonomy places the organism in Eukaryota, Metazoa, Chordata, Chondrichthyes, Orectolobiformes, Rhincodontidae.
ACCCCUCAGCGAGUUGCAGAUCUGCAUCAAGUCGGCCAUGCCCCAUGACUCCAGUAACAUACGCAAAACUUAAUAACCCAACUGACGCAGCGAAAUUUAGACUUGAACAAUGUGUGGCGUCGGAAAGUAAUAAUACUGAGCCAAAGUGGUUCUUCCCAAAGCCUUCGACCCAUUCUCCCAACAGUUGCAAAUCUGGUCAAGGCCGAGAUUUUUACAACACUCUGAUUAAGGACCUGAAGAGCAACAACUCGACCAACGCAUCCCUUGUUUGUAAGCCGCUCAUGAACACAUGCGACCUCAACACGCCGAUCGCCAGCACCAUGGGCAACAUGAAAAUAAUCGAAGUCGCUGCGAACGGCCACUUUGUGCGGCUCUUAAAUAUCUCGCUCAACAUGGAGGAAGAUAUUGGGAACUACAUCUUGCAGCAGAACAUCGGUGGGCACCCAGUGACGGUGUACCGCUUCCCACCCAGGACCCGGGUGAACGCAGGCUCCACUAUAACGGUUUGGUCAGCUGGAGCAAGGGUCCCGCACAGUCCCCCGAACGACUUCUUGUUGAAGGACAGUAAUAAAUUUGGAACUGGUCCAGAGUGUACAACAAUCUUGUGUAAGCCCAAUGGACAGGCCGUAGCAUGGUUCACUCCAGCUCCCGGAAACUCAAAGCUAAAGGACCCAUGUAAAGAUGGAGAACAGUUCACAGACUAUGAACAUUCACUCCCGAACAAUAACACUCAACUUAAUUUUCAACCUGACAAGGGAAAGGAAGAGUCUUUUGCAAACAUGUACCAAUUCUCGCCUGUGGCCUUACCAGUGAAUCAGAAACCCAGCUUCUACAAUGUUCCAGCCCGGUGUCCCUGGGGUCAGAGUCCAGGUUCUCCAACCCACCCAGAUUUCAACUUGCCAAGGACUCUGUCUGCUGGGAACGAUGGGAGCAGUCAGUGCAGGGACUCCCGUUCACAGUUUUCUCGGCCUGACCCUAUCCCAGACCAGCCAUACUCCAGACUGAGAAUGCCACAGCAGUGCAGGAAAAACUCUCUCAGCAAAAACGAGAAAAAAUCAUCAACGUGUUCUGGAGCACCUUAUCAUCGAGGUGUGCUCUGCAUGAAUCCAUCUCCAUCUGCCUCACCUUUGCAACUGUUUUAUGCCAAGGCUUCUAGCAAUAUCGUCGUCCCCAAACAGGGCCCGCUGGGUCCCACAGCCCUCUCUAACCUUUAAAAUGAAUUUCAGCAAUAUCGCUUUCUUGAAAUUAACACCCUCUGUCAAUCUGUGCAUUUGAAACUUGAAGAAUAGCUUGAAACCAAACAAGGAGUGUGAAAUGUAUUUUUUUUAAUGUGACAAAUUGGUGUUUGAAAUCUGAGUGUAAAGGAUCUGGAUAGGUCCUCCUGUUAAUACUGGAGUGUGUAGUGUUUAAAUGAUAAUUACAGUUUGCAGAAGGAACUGAACAGGAAACACCCCUCAGUAAUGACCCGAUUUGGAACUGGAAGGACGUGCCUGAGUCUAUGGCUGGUUUAUCAGCGAGUGAGGUACCCAAUAGCAACACAGUUCAGAGCCUAGACAUUCAGGAGUUCCUGUUGCUGGGUUGUUACUUGUGGAAUUGUGGGAUACCUUUGCCCUGUGGGCACUGGUGAGGUCACCGUUGGAUCAGUGCCCACACUACAUCUCACUUCAUUUCCACUGUUUUUAAAUGAUAGCAUCAGGAAGAGGCGGAGGGAAAUUAAUAAUGGCCAACAAUAGGGGAGGGAGUUGGUAGCCUAGAUCGGGAAUUGACAG